This is a messenger RNA of Cooperia oncophora, 369 nucleotides long. The record is from the annotation of a GenBank genome assembly. NCBI's taxonomy places the organism in Eukaryota, Metazoa, Nematoda, Chromadorea, Rhabditida, Trichostrongylidae.
AUGUACAGGUUGAAGAAUCUCAUUCCACUGAUAGAGAGCCGUAUCGAUCCGUUUGACUUGAGUCUUCUGUCGUCACAUCUCGCCACGAAUGUACGAUUGGCUGUCAGCAGAUCACAGUUACUUUACUCUUGUCUACUUGUCGAUAUUGUGCCAAACAAGGAAGGACAAGGUUCUGCACACUACUCGCAGGUUGUGGAUGUAUUGCCUAAGGCUGAAUAUUCGCAAAGGAUUCCUCUGAUACCACGAUUGGAUAGGACGGCUGGAGAAAAUCUUUCGAAACGGGUAGAGGCGACGAGAAUGCCACGCAACAAACUGUUGGCCAACUCCAAUCCAAGUGGUAAGUUCAUUUAUCCAUGUUGGAUGGUGUAG